Messenger RNA from Rasamsonia emersonii CBS 393.64, 2562 nucleotides. RefSeq lists its product as uncharacterized. The record is from RefSeq and is a predicted model, not a curated record. The transcript is spliced from 7 exons. Gene Ontology annotation, biological process: protein K11-linked ubiquitination; anaphase-promoting complex-dependent catabolic process; positive regulation of mitotic metaphase/anaphase transition. Gene Ontology annotation, cellular component: anaphase-promoting complex; nuclear periphery. Gene Ontology annotation, molecular function: protein binding. NCBI's taxonomy places the organism in Eukaryota, Fungi, Ascomycota, Eurotiomycetes, Eurotiales, Trichocomaceae. Bases 1 to 2562 code for a protein of 853 amino acids.
AUGGCAGAAGACGACCAGGCCUCCUCCUCUGUGGCACCGCCGCAGCUGACCGCGGUCGCGGAGAAGACGCUGCCGGCGAAAUGCAAACCGGGCCUGCUGGCGUAUUGUCCGACGAUGGACCUUGUCGCGCUGGCCACUGAGGAUGAGCAGUUGCGCGUCUUUCGGCUGAAUGGACAGCAGGUCUUGGGCGCGAAUUUCGGUGGAGAUCCUUAUCUUGAUGACGACGAGAGGGGAGAGGUGAGGGGAAUCAGUUGGAAAAAUGAUGGUCACCUCCUGGCUGUCGCGGAUGCGGAUAACAAGAUCCGCAUCAUCAGCUCCUACAGUGGCAAGACGGUUCAUCAUUACUCCUCCCGUCAGCAGGAGGAAGAGAGCAGCUCAAAGCAAGACGCAAAGGUCACUUGCUUGGGAUGGGGGAUAAACUUCACCGACAGCAAGGCCGCCCAGCGGCACCUGCAGGAAGCAGGGGGACGGCUUUCCGCUGAAGAUCUCUUAGCCCCCGAUACGCAUCCAGCCAAGGCUGCGGUGCUGCUGAAGGCGGAUUUGCCCCGCGAGUUGGCUCUCUUGGAUAUUGAGAGCUCCUUGCCCAAAUUGAGUACUCUGCCUGGGACGGGAAGCGAUGAUGAUGUGUUCAGCUCUCGAGCAUCGAUCGAUGCUAUCUUCCACUCCCCAAACAAGAACUCGAGUGACUCCGUGGACGUCCUUCUCGUCGGAUUCAACGAUGGGAUGGUCCACCUACGGAUAUUCGACUGCUUCGAAAUCGGCUGUGUCUCUGUCUCAAGUGCGGCUGGAAGACCAAGCUCGGCUGAAAUCUUGCUGCAUGCCUCACAUCCCAUGAGUUCGACCCAUGCAUUGCUUCUAUCCGAAACAGCAGCGGAGGGAUCAGAACAAAAACUGAAGUUGUUGACGAUUGAUCUCCAAUUCAUUACCAAGUCGGGACGGUACCUGUCUCUUCUCGCUUCCAAAACGACCCAACUGCAGAAUUUGCUCCGAUACAUCAACCAGGUGCAACGACAGAUCCAGCUGGAAUGGAAGAAUGUGCUGGAUCUGUCCGCCAGGUACAUUCGGAGUAUCAGUGAUGAUUUGCAGGAGAAAUGCCAUUGUGAUUUUGUCACUGCGCUGUAUCAUCUGGUAGUGACGGGGAACUGUUUCCCACCACUGAAGGAAUUUCUUGUUGAUAUUCUUGGCGAAAGAGGCCACAAACGCUGGGAGAAAACAGUCUCGACGGGCUAUGAGAAUGUUCGCAGGUUGACACACGAGUGUCUACUCCCAGCGCUGGAAAGAUGCGAAGUCCUUCUGAGUCGGCUUAUUGGCAUCUCAAAAUUCCACAAGCUCAGCCAUAUCUUGGGCCUCGAGACGCGGGAUCUUCAGGAGAUUGUCGACACGGUUGAUUGUCUGCAUCUGCUGUCCCAUAACAUCCUGACACACAGCAGCCGAGAAUUGCGCGAGUUUCUCGCCUUUUCUAAAUGGCUCCGCCAUGAGAUCGACAUGCAAUCCGCCGAACCGAUGUCCCAGACUCUGGAAGAGCUGAUGGAAAAAAGUGACAUGAUCGAUCAUGGUGGGACUCUUGAUUAUAUCCAGGGGGCGCUCACAAGAAGCGCCCUCCGCAAUUUUAUCCAUGUGCCCCCCGGUAUGCCAGCAAUGAUAACUGCCAAGCUUCCGUCAACGGUGUCUAGCAAGUGGGCGCCAGGGGCAAAUGACGGCUCGUUCUAUGAAACGUACAGAACAUUGCUGGCACAGCUGGAACAACGAGAGGCCGGACACGGUGAUGGCUUUCAAUUGGAUCUCCCGAAACUGAACGAUCUUACUGGACGUCUAGGGCUGCAGUGUGACAAGGUAUUUGGACAGAUUGCGCUCACACAACGCAGAGGGAUUCUUCAUCGAUGCCCUCUUGUUCUUCAUUCGGACUGUGACAAGAACGCUCUUGAUAUGACCAUGUGCUAUGAGAAUGCCGAUGGUAACGAGUUGUGUUCCAUCUACGUUGCGGCGAAAUCGAGGAAAUCUCCAUAUAACUUCUACAUUUACCGUCUUACGCUCGACUCUGUCAGGGGUGUCAGCUCAACUAAGGCACUCUCGAUCGCCACUAUUAGCCUGCAGAAGGGCGAGAUACGGCAGAUCCAGUUCGUCCAGGACAAUACGAUUAUGCUUCUCUACGUUGACGAGGCAUCCGCAGGCCAUUCGUCCCUUAUCAACUUUCCGUUUACUCCGUCGUCGCCCCAGGAUUCCACCAUGGAGGCCGACAGUCCCACCACAUUUUACCCUACAUAUGCCGCUUUUAAUCCUUCCAAUCCUUCCUCUCCCGAAUCGAGUGCCGUCGUGCUUGAUCUCGAAUCCGCUCACGCCGAGCUCGUCAUGCAUUCCUUCCCAUCGUCCGGUCCGAAAGCAAAACCGGUGCGAAUCGAUGUCAACGGACGAAAAGGGAGAAGGGCCAUUUGCGUGCUGUUCGCAGAUGGUCUGCACUAUGAGGUUUUAGAUAUGGAUACCCAGGUUCAAGGCGAAGAAGAGGAGACCCAAGAAGACGGAGAAGAAAACCGGACGGAGGAGGACCGGCUUAUGUCUGAAUGA